Zingiber officinale is the source of this 1889-nucleotide messenger RNA. Its product is annotated as probable glucan 1,3-beta-glucosidase A. Lineage: Eukaryota; Viridiplantae; Streptophyta; Magnoliopsida; Zingiberales; Zingiberaceae. Bases 213 to 1784 code for a protein of 523 amino acids. Gene Ontology annotation, cellular component: cytoplasm; actin cytoskeleton. The record is from RefSeq and is a predicted model, not a curated record. The transcript has 10 exons. Gene Ontology annotation, molecular function: actin filament binding; hydrolase activity, hydrolyzing O-glycosyl compounds. Gene Ontology annotation, biological process: cell migration; carbohydrate metabolic process; actin filament bundle assembly.
AGCCGCAUGAUGAUCAAUGAAUUGUAUAAUAAUUGAUAAAACGAGCUCUGCUUUGCAUAAACUCUAUCGUAAGGAAGGUAUACUCUGUCACUGAGAUUCCUCCUCCACCUUCCUUCCCAGUCUUCACAGCCAUCUCCCAUGGCGAUGGGCUCCAAGGAAUCUUCUUUAAGAGCGCCUCUGCCUCCAACCAUCCCAGGCCUUUGCUCGCCGAGAUGGGGAUCAUCCACUGUUCCCUGAUGGUUUUGCUUCUCCUGUCCCAGUCGUCGCAUUCAUCAGCCGACGGAUUGUCGGAAAAAGUUAGGGGUGUGAAUUUGGGAGGCUGGCUCGUGGUGGAGGGUUGGAUCAGGCCUUCCCUGUUCGACGGAAUUCCCAACCGGGACAUGCUUGAUGGAACUGAAGUGCAGCUCAAAUCGGUGCUGCUGCAGAAGUAUGUCAGUGCUGUUGAUGGAGGUGGUGGAAACGUGACUGUGGACAGAGAUGUGGCAUCAGCUUGGGAGACCUUCAAGUUGUGGCGAGUAUCUGAGUGGGAAUUUCAGUUCAGAUGUUUUGGAGGUCAAUUUCUAACAUCAAACAAUGGCGGGGGUCCGGUUUCUGCUGCUGCAAAUUCACCAUCAGAGAAUGAACCAUUUUAUAUCGAAAAGAACGACACAAGGAUUCACAUUAGACUUUCGAAUGGAAACUACAUAAAGGUAACAGAAGAUAGUGCUCUCAUGGCGAAUUAUCAAGGGGAGCCAGGUUGGGAUGAUAAUGGCGCAACAUUCGAAAUGACUAUUGUUUACAACCACUUGCAUGGAGAUUUCCAGCUUGCUAAUGGAUAUGGACAUGACAAAGCUGAAGAGAUCCUGAUGGAUCACAGAAGCAACUUUGUUUCGUCUCAAGAUUUUGCUUUCCUAUCACAACAUGGUAUCAAUACUGUUAGAAUUCCUGUUGGAUGGUGGAUUGCAUAUGAUCCUGACCCACCUGCUCCUUUUAUUGGAGGAUCCUUGGCAGCAUUGGAUAGAGCAUUCGCAUGGGCAGAGAUCCAUAGUCUGAAGUGCAUCAUUGAUCUCCAUGCUGCUCCUGGUUCACAGAAUGGUAUGGAACAUAGUGCCAGUAGAGAUGGUUCGAUCAGUUGGCCAACACCAGACCAUGUCUCACAAACACUAGAUGUCAUUGACUUCUUAGCAGCGAGGUAUGCAAAUCACUCUGCCCUAUUAGGGAUUGAACUCCUAAAUGAGCCUUCUGCGACAUUAGUCCCCUUAGACAUUCUAGUUUCGUAUUAUACAAGGGGAUACCAAAUUGUUCGGAGCUACUCAACUUCUGUUUAUGUUAUAGUAUGUCAAAGAAUAGGAAAUGCAGACCCAGCAGAGCUUUACCAAGCAAAUAUUGGAACUUCAAAUGUUGUUGUGGACUUGCACUACUACAAUCUCUUCGAUCCGUAUUUUGAUAACAUGAAUGUUUCUGAAAAUAUCAAAUUCAUAUAUGAGAAGAGAGUUCCGCAAGUGCAAGAAUUAAACAGCGCAAACGGGCCUCUCAUCUUUAUCGGUGAGUGGGUUAACGAGUGGAAGGUGGCAAACGCCUCAAGAUCGGAAUAUCAGAUGUUUGGUAUGGCUCAGUUAGAAGCUUAUGGUGAUGCUUCUUUCGGUUGGUCCUACUGGACACUGAAGAAUGCUCGAAUGCAUUGGGACUUCGAAUGGAAUAUCAACAACCGAUAUCUUCUGCUCGGAAGCUCAUCGAUUAGAAAGCCAGAACUUCUCCUGUUGUGUUGGUUGGCAUGUGCGGUCAUACUAAUGCAAAUAGCAUGACUACAACAAGUUGAAAGCUUGUAAUUAAGUCUGUAAUAGAAUAUAAUUCAAUAUUCUUUUAACAUAAUAAAGAAAAAAGCAUUUUUUUGUAUUUAAUUAGACUAG